This is a messenger RNA of Moneuplotes crassus, 1142 nucleotides long. Lineage: Eukaryota; Ciliophora; Spirotrichea; Euplotida; Euplotidae. The record is from the annotation of a GenBank genome assembly.
GGAAAAGUUAAACUCAGAAACAUCAGCUAGGCUGAUGAGGAAGGAAAAAGCCAAACCGCAGAACAAAUUCUGUGCUGAUUGAGAUACUAUUGGACCUGAAUGGAUUUCGAUCAAGUUCGGUACAUUCAUAUGCAUCAGAUGUGCAGGAGUACAUCGAGAAUUAGGAACUGACUAUACUUUUGUGCAGUCUGCAGUACUGGAUAGGCUCAAGCUUCAUGUUGUUGAACAAUACCAAAUUUUAGACAAUGAGAUCAUGAACACCUACUACGAACACACCCUCCCUCCAAACCUCAAGCCCAAAAUAUCUUCCAAAAUCUCCACAAUUAAGAAAUUCAUCAAGAACAAGUACAUUCUCAACCUAUGGACUUCUGAAGGUGCCCAGAAUCCGGUGGAGGCAGUACAGAAUGGAGAAUAUAGGAAGGAUAUGAGGAAGAGUACUAAUAGGGGGAAGAAGGAGAUGAAGGAGGUGAAGGGGAGUAGGAAGAAGGGGAAGAAGAGAGGAGGUAAGAGAAAGAAAUCAGAAGAACGAUCAGAUUUAAUAAAUUGUGAUAAGAAAGAACAAUGAGAUAAAACUCAGCAAGUAAAGAAGGAAAAUAGAACUCAUACUCUGGAGCAAGAAGAUGAUUUCAGUGAGUUCGUUGAGCCCCAAAAAGAGUCUACAGAACACAAAAAUGAAUUAUUUGCUGAUAUUGAUAUUAACUCUAUACCAUUCGAACCCUCAGGUACUAACAACGAUCCUUUUGCAACCCCUUCAAAAAGCACUAUGGAAACCCAUCUAGCACAUCUAUACCACCAAUCUUCCCUAACCCACGACCCAAACAACAAAUACGCUGCUUUAGAACACUUCUGAGCCCCUCCCCCCACCAUCUUCGCAGGAAUGACUAUUUCCCCACCCCACAUCUCCCCAACACCUUACUACCAAAGCAUCCUUCCUUCUCUCUCAGGUGCCAAAUCCAGCCAAGCGGCUCCAUCGAAGCUUCAGCAGAUUCCUAACUCUGCAGCCCAGAGCUUGGCGAAGCAAGCUCCUCCAGCUGGCUCAGCUGGGAAGGCCACUGAUGCCUUCAGUGGCCUGGUCGCUCAGCAGUGGUGAGUCUAGACCGAAGCCUGUGGUAAAGGGUAAAAUUAGUUAAGAUUUCAGUCGU